Messenger RNA from Eimeria tenella, 354 nucleotides. RefSeq names its product GRAM domain-containing protein, putative. The record is from RefSeq and is a predicted model, not a curated record. The transcript has 4 exons. Gene Ontology annotation, biological process: intracellular sterol transport. Gene Ontology annotation, cellular component: plasma membrane; endoplasmic reticulum-plasma membrane contact site; endoplasmic reticulum membrane. NCBI's taxonomy places the organism in Eukaryota, Apicomplexa, Conoidasida, Eucoccidiorida, Eimeriidae. The annotation marks the transcript as partial. Gene Ontology annotation, molecular function: sterol transfer activity; sterol binding.
GGCCGCUUGUACGUGACGCAAAGCCGCCUCGCGUUUGUUUCUCUUUUCAACGAAGCAACUUUGUUUGGUCAAGAAACAGUUUUAUUAUUUGACUUCUUGAAUGUUGCUGCAAUCAAGAAGAGGACAAACGCCAUUUUCUUCGACAACAGCAUCGAGUUUGAGUUGGAGAAUGGAGAGAGGCAUUUCUUUGCCACUUUUAUCAACAGAGACAAAGCGUACGACUUCAUAGUGGCGCUGUGGGAAAUCUACAAGAAGAUAGCGAAGCACGGUUUGAGCUCAAAGGCCCCAACUGCAAUUUGUGAGGAAGCAGCAAAGACGGAAAAGAGGAGGGAGAGGAAGCUGAACAUGCAGGAG